CUCUCGGUUCCUGGAGGUUGGGAACAAGACCCGAGUUCCGUCUGAAGAUCAUGGAUCCCCAGGAAGACUGAGGCCAGCUCACUUGCCUGUCCUCAGCUAGGACCUCUCACCUCUCAUUUAUCUACCGCGGACCAUCAGCAAGCCAGGUCACUGCAGCGCCCGCUCGCUCGCUUGCUCACUCGCGGGCCAAAGCUUGUUCUCACCCUCCAAGCAGUGAGAGCCACUGAUCCGCACCCACAACCCCAGUCUACUUAUGAGAUAAACAUCAGACAAAUCCCAGUUGAGGCACAUUCUGCAGAAUGCCUGACCACUUCUCAGGACUGUCAAGGUCAUCCAAAACAAGGAAAGCCUGAGGAACUGUCACAGCCAAGAGGAGCCUAAAGAGACAUGUCGUGUGGUAUCCUGGCCAGAAAAAGGACACUGGUGAACACUAAGGAACUCUGAGUAUCAAGACGAUUCCCGUAGCUCCAGGCAUCACAUCCACAUUCCAGGCUGAAGGAAGAAGACAGUAGGAGUAAAGGGGGAGCUUCAUUGACAUUUUUCCUUUUAUCGGGAAGAUAAGUUUUCUUAGAAGUCUAACAGCAAAUUUCCGCUUUGAUCUCCUUUUCUAGAAAUGGGGGCAAGGACACCCCAGGAGCAAGGGGACCUGGAAAGUGAAGAUGUCCCUUUAUCGAGACUCUGUGGAGAGGUGAGGACGGAGGGAGGGGAUUAGGGACAUGGAUGCACUAUCUGCCCCAAAUGGGAUCAGAUAUAUAUAAAGCACUCAGAGCAAACCCAGCCUUCAGAAAGAGCCACCUAGUCUCAUAAUUAUUAAUUAAUCAUUAAUCAUAUAGUAAUAAUUGUCAUUAUUUAAAGCUUUACAGUCACUAUGAUCCUCUUGGCGUCAGACCUUGGAUUCCGGAACCACUGGGCACUGAGGUGCCCAUACCCCAGUGGUCUCCUUCCUUCCCUCCUUAUACCGUUCAGAGCACUGAAGCCCUUUAAAAAAAAAAAAAAAAAACCCAGCCACAUUUUCCAACGUAAGCCACUUCCUGCUCUCAUUAACUCCAUCCUCAGUGACUGAGGCAGACCCUGCUCCCUGCUUGAAGCAGGUAGGAGACUGUACAAAUCAAAGGCCCCUCGGGCCCAUCACCGGGUCAGUAUCAAGGUCUCCUCCAAGGACACUGGGAUGGAAACAGCAGAAGAGCCAACCCCAAGUCUUGGGCAGACCCUGGAGUGGCUGAGAAAGGAGCUGAGAGAAGAAACCUGCAUAAGGAUUGGGAUAUGAACGAUAUAUUUGGAGGCGCAGCCUAGAGAGGUGAGAACGAGGGAAAGAGGGGGUGGUGGCAAAGGGUGAUGCCAUGUGAGGCGAUGCACUGUGUCACCAAGCAGGCCACCACUUCGGAAGGAACCUCAAGAGGCCCAGUGCUCUCUCCGCAGCCGGUUUUCCUGGCUGCAAUGUUCUCUGCAGGAUGCAGGGGUUAAAGGGGAAUCUGCACCCUGGGGGAGGGGGACAGAGGAGAAACUGUACUUGCCCAGCUCACUCCUGUCUCCUGUUUCCUGUGGGUAAAGGUCCACCCCCUGGGCAUUACCCCUCCUGAAUUCAUGGAUUACGUUACUUGGUUCCUUGCUGGCUGCUCCGGAAGCCAGGCCGUAUGCCUCUCUUCGUGCUGUUUUCUCCAAGUCCAAAAACAGAGGGAUGCCCCAGAGCUCAUGAGGACACUGGUCAAGAGAGAGAAAGAAGUGGUUCAGGGAAUCUCAGAAGGCACCCAAGGGAGUCGCAUAACUCCAUAACGACACCCCUGGAGCCCAGCCAAGAGGCUUCACUUGACCAGCAGGGAGGGAUCAGCCCUGGACAGUGACUUGGCGCGUCAGAGGGAGCAGAGUGGCUGAGAUGCAGGUUCAGGACCAGAGACUGCUGCUCACACUGAGGCAUCUUCACAGGGUCCUGGAGGAACUGCGUGCUAAGAGUGCUCACUGGGACGAUGCCACGUCCAGCAGAGGGACGUCCCCCAUCAGAGCUCGAGCGGGCUCUGAAAGCCGGGGCUGCCCCUCCAUCUCCUCCAAGGCGUUGGCCCAGCUCCUCCAAGGGGCAGACAGCCGGCGAAGCUCCCUCCCUUGACUAACUGACCAGGCCUGAGGCCGGGCUUGAACUCUCCCCCUGCUUGUCCAAGCUUUUGACUGUGAUGUUGCUGGAAGAGAGCACUGGAAUGGGAGUCGGGGAGCCAGGGCUCUGGGUUCCUCUCUGCCCUCAUCCGCUAUGCGUCCUUGAACCCAUCACUCAACUUCUCCGUGUCAUUGGUUCCUUUUCAGUGGCUCAUCAGGGUUUUUGGUGAGGCACAAAUAAGAUAUCGGGUGUGAACACCAGUGGAUUCGUGGCCUCUGGCAAGCAGUAAUCCUACCCUUGGGCAUUUCUCAUAAGGCGAUUGUCAAGACAAAGGAAGAUCUCCACGCAGAGGAUGUUUGCUGUUGCCCUGGCGAAAAUUAGUGCCCCCUCCCCCACCCCACAGUGACUCCAUAGUUGUUUUCUGUCUUCCCAGAGGGCCUUCAGAUUCCUCCCUCGGAAAGCAACAGGCCCAGUCACCACUCCAGCCACAGGGAUGGGCCUAUGGCCAGGCCUGGCCAAUAAUAAUUCAUAACCACCCUAAUAACAUGAUUGGCCCAACGGGAGGGCAUGUGACUCAACAGAGCCAAUCACAGUCCUUCUCUGGGAUCGCUAUCUGGAUGUUCUUGCCACUGCGGUUGCAAGGCGGGGGAGUGCGGCAAAUGGCCAUGUGCUCUCCCUACCAGGUGAAGAAAACUUGACCUCAGUAGGAAAAAAAAAGGGGGGGGGGUAGAGGAAGAGCCACAGGACAGAUGGACAGAGAGGAAGGGCGCUGGCUCUUUUUAGUCCCUGAUUGUGUGAGUUACUCUUCCAUUCUUUCCAGUGACACAACCAGGAAAUUCCACCACCACAUCCUCCACCACGCACACCCGAUUUGUUUCUGCUUAAGCUGACUUGAGUAGGGCUGCCCUCACGUGCAACCCAAACGAUCCUGAAGAAUACAACCCAGAUGUUCAAAGAAGCAACGAGAAACGCUAAAGAAAAGGGCAUUUUGCGCACUCGGCGUUGGCAGCAACAGUCCUGGAACCUCAGACGAUGAGGUUUGGGCUGUGACAGAACGCUCUGUCGUAUGCGGUGCUGGGGUCAUAACUUUGACAGGUUCUAUCUGCCUAUAAGAAAGACUUUAAAAAUAAGACAGGCGAAAAUGUAAAAGGCCUUGUGUUACGAUGGUCCAAUGAUUGGUCAGACUUUUUAUUUUUGAGAAUCGACUUGCAUGUUGUUAGAAUAUUGUUUUUCUGGCUUUGGAAAAGUAAAGCCAUUGUAUACAGAGGCAAAGGGGGAUGUGUUGUAUGUACAAUGCUUACAGUCAGACUAACCUGGGAUUUUAAUACAAUACAGUGUUUGAUAAUAUAAAAAAAAAUACUUCUCUAUCCCACAGCUGAGAGGAUAAACAAAAUGUGGUAUGUACUUAAAAUCGAAUAUCCAUCAGCCUUGAAAAGGAAGGAGAUUCUGGCACGUCCUACAACAUGGGUGAACCUUGAAGACAUGAUGCUAAGUGAAAUGAGCCAGUCACAGAAGGACACUGUAUGAUCCCAUUUGUAUGAGGCACCUUGCAUAGUCAAUCCAUAGAGGCAGGGAGUAGAAGAUUGGCUGCCAGGAGCUUAGGGAAGGGACAGCGGGGAGUUAUUGUUUAAAGGGUCCACGGUUUCAGUUUUGCAAGAUGAGAAAAGUUCUAUGGUUGGAUGGUGGUGGUGGCGGGGCCAUAACACUGUGAAUAUACUUGAUGUCACCGAGCAGCACCCUGAAAAAUGGUUAAAAUGGCAACUUU
Molecule: messenger RNA, 3851 nt
Organism: Acinonyx jubatus (cheetah)
Lineage: Eukaryota; Metazoa; Chordata; Mammalia; Carnivora; Felidae
Gene: CA3H20orf202
Product: chromosome A3 C20orf202 homolog
Exons: 7
Coding region: 1874-2101 (75 amino acids)
Source: RefSeq, a predicted model, not a curated record